CUCGUUGAAUUUUGAUUGGUUAAUAAUAAUAAUACCAUUAUUAUUAUUAUUAUAUUUCAUUAUAUAUAUAUUACUCUCAUCAUUGUGUAAUUAGUUGAUUACAUAUUUAAGAGUUUAUCAAUUAUGGUAAUCUAGUGUUUCCUUCUCCCCUCCUAGUUUCCCCUUCCCUAUUUUUUGUUGUUGUUGUUGUUGUUGUUGUGAUUAUUCUCUAUAUCAUAAAUGAUGGCUAUUCCAUCACAAUGUUCAUUAGAAUUACUUAAAGAUUCAUCAUCUCAUCUAUUAAUUAAACCAUCUACACAUAUCAUCAAUAAUGAUUGUUUAUCUUAUUCAAUAAAUCCAAUGAUAGAAUCAAUAAUUGAUUCAUCAAAUAUUGAUCAAUUGACUAUAAAAUCAAUAAAUCAUCAUCAUCAUCUUCAUCAUAAUGAUAAAUCAAUAUCAUCGAAUUCUACAAAUGAUUGUCCUAUAGAAACACAAUUAUAUAAUGAAGAAGAGAAAAUCUUAACCCAAUGUUUAAUUCAUGAUAAUACUAAUAAUACUACUAAUAUUAAUAAUAAUACUACUAAUAAUAGUAAUCAAUUAUUAAAUGAUGAUUUAUUAUUAAAUGAUUUGUAUUAUGAUCAUAAUCUAUUACAUAAUCCAUAUUUAUAUCAUACAUAUUAUGAUAUUGAUUAUGAUUUAACUGGAAUCACACCAUUCAAUCAUUCAUCAUUAAUGAAUAAUCCUGGUUUAACAAGAUCUACAAGAAAAAUUGAUAAUGAUCCAACGAUAUUAUUAACUUUAUUAAAAUGGGCACGUAUUGGUUCGAAUCAAUUGCAUGGAGAUGAUGAUCUAAUUGAUCGAAUGAAUUAUCAAUAUACAAGUGUAUUAUUAUUAAUUUUAUUAACAUUAACUGGAUUUCGACAAUAUUUAUCUAGAUGGUUUGUGCUGGUGAUGUCGUUCAGUGGGACGAUGAGAGCUCUACGACAAAACCUUCCAGCUCAGAGAAUAAAACUCCAAAAACUAAUUCAUUGUGUAACACAAUUACUGGAUAUCUUCAUUGUUGAGUCGGAUUUCCUAGAACUGCAACAGAGACUCCAGAGGCCCUAAAGGAGCCAAAGAGUCCUAGACAGUCAGAGCAUGAUGGAGCUACUAUUGGUCAGUAGCAUAAUAUGUCCUUUAGCGGAUUGGCCAAAAUAUGAUGUUGAUUUAACAAAUGUUAACAUCUAUAAGUACCCGUAGUUUUCUGUACAAAAAUGAACCUUUGGAGUAAAGUGUUUUCUCUUAUUUUGCGCCUUUUCUCUCGAGUCCAGGUCGCUGCGUAGUUCUCUCUUGCGGGUUACCAGAACAGCUUAGCAACUGAAUAAAGCGUUCAAAUUAACAAGACUUAUCAUUCGUAAAGUAUGAGAACCAUACAUUAAAUGUUUCAUUCGCAAAUCAAUUGUCAUUUACAUUCUGUAAGAUUCUCUCAAUUCACGAUUCAUUUCUAUUUCUUUUUUUAUUUUAUUCAAUUCGAUCUUCUUAGCCUCCUGCUGCCAAACAUUCC
This is a messenger RNA of Schistosoma haematobium, 1522 nucleotides long. RefSeq lists its product as uncharacterized. Bases 220 to 1086 code for a protein of 288 amino acids. The transcript has 2 exons. The record is from RefSeq and is a predicted model, not a curated record. Lineage: Eukaryota; Metazoa; Platyhelminthes; Trematoda; Strigeidida; Schistosomatidae.